This is a messenger RNA of Rhopilema esculentum, 5541 nucleotides long. NCBI's taxonomy places the organism in Eukaryota, Metazoa, Cnidaria, Scyphozoa, Rhizostomeae, Rhizostomatidae. The record is from RefSeq and is a predicted model, not a curated record.
UGCUGCGCGGUCCUUGCUCAUCUUUUGCCGAGUUUGUGUAUCAAGGACCCUACUAUCAAUUCAUAUCAUAAUGCAAAAUGAACAGGGUAUCAAAGGAAAAGGAAACCCAUUUAACCGUAAAUUUACAUUGCAAAUGAAAGCUAAACCCUUUAAGGAAGGGUUCCUCCUUGAACCAACUGGGAGGCUAUCUUCACCCUUGCUCAUCGGGGAUAGUAGCAUUUCGUCUCCUUAUUGGCAGAGAUUUUUAUUGAAAGAUGAAUAAAUUUUUAGUGUUUCGUAGCGAAGGAGCGAUCGGGGAUGAUUGUAUAAAGUGUAUGUGGGUAUUGUUCAGCCAACUCAUGGGAGGCCAUGAAUUUAUGAUUGAGUUCUUGAAAAGUAUUUCAAUCCAGUCAUUCUUAUCUGCCAUUUCGCAUGAUCCAGAGUGUUUCGAUAAAAUUUGGGAUGUCGCUGCGGUUGAUUUGGACCAAGGAAAGACUCUUGUAGAGCUCCACGCUUAUCAUCUUCUGAAAUGACAGACUAAUCUAUGCAAAUUUACAGCGUUGGAUUAUCGCACGGCUCUCUUGAACUUUCCAGACUGGCUUCAGACGAAUUUAGUAAAAUAUUGUAAGAAAAGCGCUUUAAAAAAGCGGAUAAUAUGUCCGUCAUGAAAUUGUGAACGGAUUGUGCUAUCGAUCAUCUUUGUCGUCAUUAAUUGUAAAUUGCUAGCACAUUCACAAUUGUUCUUUAUAUUUCUGUUUGUUUUGUGCAUUGUGUAUAUGUUUGUUUAUAAAUUUAUAAGAAUGCCCUACGGGUCAUCGUACAUGGCAACCAGUAGGCGUUCUCUCUGAUCUCCUGAAACCUUGAAACCCCCCAAUGCGUCAAGACAUUAAACCGGGGAAAACGUCUCAUUGAGGAAACAGUACGUAGAUAUGAAACGAAUCCGGUAUCGUGUGAACAGGGCCUAAGGUUUCAAGGAGGCCAGCCUAGCUCUAAACACACCUGCCUACACCGAGCAUCCAGUUGCAUACCGUUCGAUUGAUUGGGAAAUAAGGCAUGGAUUGGUAUUCUAGCAGAAGCCCUUUUGUUUGUACAAGUGACGCGCGGUCAAAUCUGAAGAGAACAUGGCCGCUCGCUGGAGAUUUCUGCCAAUUGUCAUCCUGAUUGUCGCUUGGUCGGCUCUUGUUGAGGGUUCGGUAUAUAAGAACGCCUCUCACUAUUGGCCUCUUGACUAUAUUAGUGAAAUGAAAGAUUUGGUUACGCACAAAGAGGCCACUGUAACAGGAACUGAUGGGGUUCAGUUGAACGGUAAGGGUGACGGAUUCAUGGAGAUGCAAGUCGGCAAGGCAGCAAUUCGCCUUGGAGAAUACAAUCACAAGUGCAUGCUUUCAUUAGCGAAUUGCGACAAUGGCUUGACGAUAACGUUUUGGUUGCGCCUACUUGAAGCACCUGGAAGCUCAAAUACUGUGGAUUUGCUGAGUCUUAGAUCAAGCACAGGCUUCUACGUUAUCAGAGUCGCUUUGGAAAGCACCUCUAUUUCACACGUGGUGACGUAUUCUGCGACUGGUAGUCAAGCCCAAUACAGAGCUCGUGUCAGCCUCGCUUUGAAGCAGUGGAUGCAUUCGAGCCUAAUUUUUACUAAAUCUGGGGAUCUUCGUGUCGUGAUAAACGGCAAAAAGAUUUUACAUUCGAAGAGAAAAGCUUAUGUCGCCGAGAAAACAAAAAUGGUGAACUUGAUAAUUGGUUCAUGGUCGAAACUUGGAAGUUCUGAAGGGCCGAAGCUGCAAUUUGACGAGAUUGCGGUGUUUUUUCAAGAAUUAGAUGUAGCAGCUAUCAGAAAAAUUGUUUUGAAGGAUUAUGGCCAAAUCUCCCUUGCUGCAAGUUGCCCCGGAAACAAAACUUCAGUGAUAGUGGCCUGGGAACCACCCAUUGAUACUUACAGCCAUGUUCUCAAUUACGUCAUCACCGCUAAGUCUGUAAGCGAGCACACGUAUACUGUUCCUAAAGAGAAGACUACAGCUACGCUCACUGGCUUGGAUGCAGAUGUAGACUAUCAGGUAGAAUUGGUUGCUCGGACUGUUUCAGGACUCAACAUAACAAGCAACAAAAUAAUUUGUUCUACAAAUGAGCAGAAGCAGGCACCAGCCAAAGGAGGUUUGGUUGCCUUUGCCAUCGACACGGACAAAAUCCGGGUGCUGUGGAAAGUAGAUGAAAGUUCUGUUGACAAGCCAGUUGCCUACGGGGUGUCCGUCCAGAUGAAAGGAGAGUCGGCAAAAUAUGUGUUGUUGUUCCAGAAAAAUGCACUCAAUCACACGAUCUCAAACUUAAAGGAAAACAGAGAGUACCUUGUAUCUGUAACGGUUUAUACAAAGCUGGGGGAUGCUAAGACUGAAAACAAGAGAGUCAAAACAAAACGUCAUAUUGUGCUGCCAACAUGCCCAGCUCGCAAUUUAUCAGUAACCCAAGUCACGUGGGGCAGUGUGAGCGUUCGCUGGAUGCCUCCAAAAAACUACAGCGACCCUGCCAUGCUGUACGAAAUUGAAUGCAAAAGAAGCAAUUGGAGUUUGAUUAAAGAGGUCGUUGAUGAACACGUGACUUUUGAUAAUCUUCAAGAAAACACGUGGUACAAAAUCGAGGUGAAGGUGGGCGCGAAAGGAGUCGGUUUCUAUCAUGAGACUAUCGCCGUGGAUUUUAGAACCCAAGUUCGCUUCCCACCCCCGUCGACUGUCAAUGCAACUGCGCUAAAAUGGAACACUGUGUUGUUAGAGUGGAGCCCUGUGCAAAGGACGGACCAUUUGAUAUACCAGGUGGCUUACUACGAAGAGAAGAGGAAAUCCAAAAGGAAUUUUAUUCAGACUGCGGAAACCUCUUUGCAGAUAUCAAACUUGCAAAGGAGCAUGGGAUACAUUUUUACCGUCAAAAUAGGAAAUGGAAUUGUGUUUGGCAAAAAUAGUUCUAAAAAUGUUUUCGUCACAACUCCAGACCGUGAUCAAUGUAUGGAUGGAAGUCACACGUGUUCAGUGCUCGAGAGAUGCAUCAACAUCAAAGAUUCAUACGAAUGCGUCUGUAAAUAUGGCUACAUCCGAUCCGGAGAAACCUGCACACCAAUGAAGAAAGGCGAACCAAGCUGUUUCACUGAUUUUGCAAGAAAUGUCACCUGGGGGUUGAGCAAACAUGGUCAGUUUGCUGUAGCUGAUUGUCCAAAAGGAACCGAGGGUGUGGCUCGUAGAUUUUGCAAGCGGUUAAAUAACACCCACGCAGCGUGGCUUGUACCCGAUCUCAGCAACUGUGUUUCUACUUGGCUUCGUCAGUUUUCUCAUCAGGUGUCACAAAAAACACAGAGUUCUUCCAAGUUGAUGAUGUCGUUAAGCUCCGGGUACGCUCAGCAGAAGCAAGUUUCAGGGGGUGACAUCCAUGCUAUGGUUGCGAUGAUGGGGGACAUCAUCAGCAUCACAGACUCGAAUUCAUCCGAUUCCUCUGGGCUGAAUGAAAUGGCACAAAGCAUGGUCGCGGUGACUGACGACCUCUUGUCGGUGGAGAAAUCUGAAACGUGGAACGAUCUUCCAAAGAAAAAGAAGGCAAGCAGUGCGUCCCGUAUUUUGCAAAACUUUGAAAACUUGGCUCAGGUUUACAGCUCGUCACUGAGAAACAGAACCUUGAAAAUUUCGAAACAAAAUGCGGUUGUGGAAGUAAAAAAUCUGGUGGACACCUCUUCUCUAAAGUUCAGCGCAUUAUCUGACAAUGGUGUCGAAGCUGAAGCCGGCCCUCGGAGCAGUAUUGCUAUCCCAGAUUUUGAAUUCAACUCAGAAGAUCUCAAUGCUGUUUACUUUGGGUUCUUUCGUGGCAUUCAGGGACUCCUUGGGACAGAUUUUGUAAAUGUUUCCAAAGGCAAAAGUGAUAGUGGUGACAUUGGUGACAAAGUGUCCAAUGUAAUUGCUGCAACCGUUCUUGGAAGGAAAGGGAUGGAAUUUGAACGGCCAGUUGUCAUUACGCUCAAGUUACCUUCUAAAAACGAAAUCGCAUCGAAAACCUUACAAUGCGUCUUCUGGGAUUUCGCCGGAAAUAACACGGCUGGAGCGUGGUCACAAAGAGGCUGUAAGCUACACCGCAGUAACGGAAGCCACGCAACCUGUCAUUGCUCUCAUCUUACUAACUUCGCUGUUCUUAUGUCGGUGACUUCGGCUCCAAUGAAACAGGAGAAAAGGGACGAAGACAGAAUGGCCUUGAUAACAACAAUUUGCAUUGGCAUUUCGUUGGCUGCAUUGUUCGUCUCUUUUCUAACAUUCUGCACAAUAAGAAGCUUGCAGUCAUACAGAAACACAACACAUAAGAAUCUUGUUAUUGCUCUGUUCUUGGCACAAUUGCUCUUCGUCUGUGGCAUCGAUAGAACUGCCCACCUCCUUACCUGCAGAUUGAUAGGCGUGGCACUUCAUUAUUUGUUCCUGGUUGCCUUCUCUUUGAUGGGGAUGGAAGGUGUUGUUCUGUAUAUGAUGCUGGUAAGAGUUUACCAAAGGAACACGAGAUAUGGGAAUUUGAAGCUCCUCCUUGCGUGCUGGGGACUUCCUCUUGUCAUAGUGGGUAUCACUGCUGGCCUCGAUUUCACUGCGUAUGGAAACGAGAAAUACUGUUGGAUUAAUGUAAAAAAUGGAUACAUCUGGAGCUUUGCUGGUCCCGUCAUCCUUGUCGUUGUUUUCAAUUGCAUAAUUAUGGCGCUGGCAGUCAAGGUGAUGAGGAAAAAAUCAAAAAAGAGGGAAGAAAAAAUUCAGGAGAUUUGGUACUGGAUAAAAUGCUGUUCAAUGCUAGUCUCGAUUCUUGGGUUGUCAUGGAUACUUGGCAUUUUCUACAUCAGCCAGCGAAGUAUCAUCAUGGCCUAUAUUUUUAGCAUUCUAAAUGCCCUGCAAGGAUUGGCUCUGUUUAUCUUCCUCUGUUUGCUGGACCAAAGGGUGCAGGAUGUCUACUGUCGCGUCCUUUGCUGCAUUGAAAAGGGACAUUUCUACUUGUAUGCGUCGAGGUCAGUUUCUGGCACAAAAUCAACUACGCCAGUGCGCCACUCAAGAGAGUUAAGUGUUUCAUCUUUAUUUAGAUCACCAUGGGGUUCGUUAAAGCGGUACACAGAAGAGCGAAGGUCGCUGAAGAAAACCAGGAUUUCAAUGGAGGCUCAGGAAGUGGAACUGAGGCUGGCGGACGAGGAGAACCAAAGUGUAGAUGUCUAGGCCAAUAACCCUUCGAUGUCGGGGUCUUGCAUGGGCGCAAAGAAUUCAUUUACCGUGUUUGCGUUGAAGAUAAAGAACACUGAUUAUCCUAACCAGAAUUGAAUCCAUGUUGGCAGGCGGUUCUGUUUACACGCCGUAUCUUUACAUUGCUUGUCAUUUGUAAACGCGAGUAAACGUCUUUACCGAGCAGCCACGAGAUAUAUAUUUCAAAACGGAUAUUCAAACAGAACUAUUGGCUAAAUCGAUGUAAAUAUAUAGUCCAGGUCGUGUAUUGCAAAUAAUUAUGGUCUAAAUAUCAAAUUAGAUGUUCUUCAGUGGAGACAUAUUUUAUUCAAUCAGAAAUUAAAACAAA